Antechinus flavipes (yellow-footed antechinus) is the source of this 11684-nucleotide messenger RNA. RefSeq names its product filaggrin-2-like. Gene Ontology annotation, molecular function: transition metal ion binding; calcium ion binding. NCBI's taxonomy places the organism in Eukaryota, Metazoa, Chordata, Mammalia, Dasyuromorphia, Dasyuridae. The record is from RefSeq and is a predicted model, not a curated record. Bases 18 to 10748 code for a protein of 3576 amino acids. The transcript has 9 exons.
AAAAACGUACAAAAAAGAUGUCUCAUCUCCUGAGCAGUAUUCUUACCAUUAUUGAUGUUUACUACCAGUACACCAACAAAGAUCAAGAUUGUAGCACAUUGUGCAAAAGGGAGUUGAAGGAACUUCUGGAAAAGGAGUUUCGACCAAUUUUGAAGAAUCCAGAUGAUCCUGACACUGUGGAAGUAUUCAUGCACAUGCUUGAUCGAGACCAUGACAGGAAAGUGGAUUUUAUUGAAUUUCUUCUGAUGAUAUUCAAACUGACUAUGGCCUGCAACCAGUCUGUUGGAAAAGAAUACUGCCAAGCUUCAGGGUCACAUAAAAAACAUUCUAGUCACCAUCACCAAGAAGAACAGAGUGAAAGUGAAGAGGAAGAAGAAGAUGAUUCUAGUAAUUCAAGUCGGAGUGCAGGAGAAAAACCCAAAUCCCAUACUGGGCAAUCACAGAAGACCAGAAAAGUAAGGCACAGAUCCAAGUCCAGUUCUCCAGGAAAUGGGAAACUCAGUCACUCAUCGAGUCCAGGACAUAGUGACAUCCAUGAGAGAAGACACCAUUCAUCAAGAUUACGUCACCCCAAAGGAAGUGAGAAAAAAAGAAACGGGUCCAGUUCAAGUGAUCUGGAGGAAAAAAGACAUAAGUCAAAUAUUAGCCCCUCCAGGGAAUAUGGAGGAGAAGAACAUGAACUUGCCUCUGAGUGGUUAGUGAGUGAGGGAAGAAAAAGAUUUGCUUCUAGUUCAGGAGUCUUAUCCUGCAAGGUUAAGAGCAAAGGACAGAAGUCUAAUACUAACCAGUCAGAAGAGUGUAGAGAACAAAGACAAAGACACCAGUCUUGCCAAACAGGAAGCUAUAAACAAGCCUCCGGUCAAUCAGAUGGAUGUGGAAGACAAAGAAGAUGUUCGGAAAACUGUGAGGGAAAAGGACAAAAGACAAGUGGUCAGUCACAAAGUUGUGGAGGACAAGAACAUUGGUCCUAUUCAUGUCAGUCUAGCUGUGGACAACAAAGGUCUGGCUCAGGUCAGUCCUCUAGCUAUGGACAACAAAGGUCUGGUUCACAUCAGUCUUCCAGCAGCAGCCCAUGUAGAACAGGCUCAGAUCAGUCAUCCAGCUGUGGACACCAAAGGUCUUGCUCACAUCAGUCCUCCAGCAGUGGUCAAUGUGGAUCAGGCUCAGGUCAAUCUUCCAGCUCUGGACAAAAAAGGUCUGGUUCACAUCAGUCCUCCAGCAGUGGCCAAGGUGGGGCAGGAUCAGGUCAGUCUUCCAACAUUGGGCAACAUGGGUCAAGCUCAAAUCAGUCCUCCAUCAAAGGACAAGGUAGGUCAGGCUCAGGUCAGUCCUCUACUUCUCAACAACAUGGCAUGGGAUCUGGGCAGUCCUCCAGAUAUGACCAACAUAAGUCUGGUUCAAGUCAGUCCCCCAGCUAUGGAAAUUAUGGGUCUCACUCAGGACAGUCUUCUAGUUCACACCAUCAUGGGUCAGGAUCAGGAAAUUCCUCAAAUUAUGGGGAGGGGAGAACAGCUCAAGGACACAAUAAUAGCAAUACAAAACAGGGAUCUGGUGAAUGUUAUUGCCCUUGCCCUUGUGCACAGGAAUCAGAUACAGGUGGGUCCUCUAGCUCCAAUUAUCAGAGAGAGGGAUCAGAUAGGAAUUCAGUAUCUGAUAGUAAACAGAGAAUUAGUAGACAUGAAUCUGACUCUGAACACUCAGUGUCUCCUCAACGAGAGUCAACAGAUUCUAGGUCCAGGGGAAGACAGGGAGUAGGCAGCAGACAAGAACAGGACUCUUCCAGACAUGGACGGUCUGGGCAAAGCCAGUCCUCUGACUCUAGAUCAAGGGAAAGAGAGGAAUCAGGCAGGAGGCAAGAACGUGACUCUUCUAGGCAUGGAGUGUCUGGUCAAAGACAAUCCACGGAUUCUAGCUCAAGGCAAAGAGAAGGAAGGAGAAGACAGGAACAAGACUCUGGACACUCAGUGUCUGGUCAACGGGAGUCCACAGAUUCCAGGACCAGGGGAAGACAGCGAGUAGGCAGCAGACAGGAACAGGACUCUUCCAGACAUGGACGGUCUGGGCAAAGCCAGUCCUCUGACUCUAGAUCAAGGGAAAGAGAGGAAUCAGGCAGGAGGCAAGAACGUGACUCUUCUAGGCAGGGAGUGUCUGGUCAAAGGCAAUCCACGGAUUCUAGCUCAAGGCAAAGAUCAGGAACUAGUAGACAAGACCAUGACUCUAGACAAUCAGUGUCUGGUCAUCGAGAGUCCACAGAUUCUAGGUCAAGAGGAAGACAGGGAGUAGGCAGCAGACAAGAACAGGAUGCUUCCAGACAUGGAAGGUCUGGACAAAGCCAGUCUUCUGACUCUAGGUCAAGGGAAAGAGAGGAAUCAGGCAGGAGGCAAGAACGUGACUCUUCUAGGCAGGGAGUGUCUGGUCAAAGGCAAUCCACGGAUUCUAGCUCAAGGCAAAGAGAAGGAAGGGGCAGACAGGAACAAGACUCUGGACACUCAGUGUCUGGUCAACGGGAGUCCACAGAUUCCAGGUCCAGGGGAAGACAGGGAGUAGGCAGCAGACAAGAACAGGACUCUUCCAGACAUGGACGGUCUGGGCAAAGCCAGUCCUCUGACUCUAGAUCAAGGGAAAGAGGGGAAUCAGGCAGGAGGCAAGAACGUGACUCUUCUAGGCAGGGAGUUUCUGGUCAAAGGCAAUCCACGGAUUCUAGCUCAAGGCGAAGAGAAGGAAGGGGCAGACAGGAACAAGACUCUGGACAAUCAGUGUCUGGUCAACGGGAGUCCACAGAUUCCAGGUCCAGGGGAAGACAGGGAGUAGGCAGCAGACAAGAACAGGACUCUUCCAGACAUGGACGGUCUGGGCAAAGCCAGUCCUCUGACUCUAGAUCAAGGGAAAGAGGGGAAUCAGGCAGGAGGCAAGAACGUGACUCUUCUAGGCAGGGAGUUUCUGGUCAAAGACAAUCCACGGGUUCUAGCUCAAGGCAAAGAGAAGGAAGGGGCAGACAGGAACAAGACUCUGGACAAUCAGUGUCUGGUCAACAGAAGUCCACAGAUUCCAGGUCCAGGGGAAGACAGGGAGUAGGCAGCAGACAAGAACAGGACUCUUCCAGACAUGGACGGUCUGGGCAAAGCCAGUCCUCUGACUCUAGAUCAAGGGAAAGAGGGGAAUCAGGCAGGAGGCAAGAACGUGACUCUUCUAGGCAGGGAGUUUCUGGUCAAAGACAAUCCACGGGUUCUAGCUCAAGGCAAAGAGAAGGAAGGGGCAGACAGGAACAAGACUCUGGACAAUCAGUGUCUGGUCAACGGGAGUCCACAGAUUCCAGGUCCAGGGGAAGACAGGGAGUAGGCAGCAGACAAGAACAGGACUCUUCCAGACAUGGACGGUCUGGGCAAAGCCAGUCCUCUGACUCUAGAUCAAGGGAAAGAGGGGAAUCAGGCAGGAGGCAAGAACGUGACUCUUCUAGGCAGGGAGAUUCUGGUCAAAGACAAUCCACGGGUUCUAGCUCAAGGCAAACAGAAGGAAGGGGCAGACAGGAACAAGACUCUGGACAAUCAGUGUCUGGUCAACGGGAGUCCACAGAUUCCAGGUCCAGGGGAAGACAGGGAGUAGGCAGUAGACAAGAACAAGACUCUUCCAGACAUGGACGGUCUGGGCAAAGCCAGUCCUCUGACUCUAGGUCAAGGGAAAGAGAGGAAUCAGGCAGGAGGCAAGAACGUGACUCUUCUAGGCAGGGAGUGUCUGGUCAAAGGCAAUCCACGGAUUCUAGCUCAAGGCAAAGAGAAGGAAGGGGCAGACAGGAACAAGACUCUGGACACUCAGUGUCUGGUCAACGGGAGUCCACAGAUUCCAGGUCCAGGGGAAGACAGGGAGUAGGCAGCAGACAAGAACAGGACUCUUCCAGACAUGGACGGUCUGGGCAAAGCCAGUCCUCUGACUCUAGGUCAAGGGAAAGAGAGGAAUCAGGCAGGAGGCAAGAACGUGACUCUUCUAGGCAGGGAGUGUCUGGUCAAAGGCAAUCCACGGAUUCUAGCUCAAGGCAAAGAGAAGGAAGGGGCAGACAGGAACAAGACUCUGGACACUCAGUGUCUGGUCAACGGGAGUCCACAGAUUCCAGGUCCAGGGGAAGACAGGGAGUAGGCAGCAGACAAGAACAGGACUCUUCCAGACAUGGACGGUCUGGGCAAAGCCAGUCCUCUGACUCUAGAUCAAGGGAAAGAGGGGAAUCAGGCAGGAGGCAAGAACGUGACUCUUCUAGGCAGGGAGUUUCUGGUCAAAGGCAAUCCACGGAUUCUAGCUCAAGGCGAAGAGAAGGAAGGGGCAGACAGGAACAAGACUCUGGACAAUCAGUGUCUGGUCAACGGGAGUCCACAGAUUCCAGGUCCAGGGGAAGACAGGGAGUAGGCAGCAGACAAGAACAGGACUCUUCCAGACAUGGACGGUCUGGGCAAAGCCAGUCCUCUGACUCUAGAUCAAGGGAAAGAGGGGAAUCAGGCAGGAGGCAAGAACGUGACUCUUCUAGGCAGGGAGUUUCUGGUCAAAGACAAUCCACGGGUUCUAGCUCAAGGCAAAGAGAAGGAAGGGGCAGACAGGAACAAGACUCUGGACAAUCAGUGUCUGGUCAACAGGAGUCCACAGAUUCCAGGUCCAGGGGAAGACAGGGAGUAGGCAGCAGACAGGAACAGGACUCUUCCAGACAUGGACGGUCUGGGCAAAGCCAGUCCUCUGACUCUAGAUCAAGGGAAAGAGGGGAAUCAGGCAGGAGGCAAGAACGUGACUCUUCUAGGCAGGGAGUUUCUGGUCAAAGACAAUCCACGGGUUCUAGCUCAAGGCAAAGAGAAGGAAGGGGCAGACAGGAACAAGACUCUGGACAAUCAGUGUCUGGUCAACGGGAGUCCACAGAUUCCAGGUCCAGGGGAAGACAGGGAGUAGGCAGCAGACAAGAACAGGACUCUUCCAGACAUGGACGGUCUGGGCAAAGCCAGUCCUCUGACUCUAGAUCAAGGGAAAGAGGGGAAUCAGGCAGGAGGCAAGAACGUGACUCUUCUAGGCAGGGAGUUUCUGGUCAAAGACAAUCCACGGGUUCUAGCUCAAGGCAAAGAGAAGGAAGGGGCAGACAGGAACAAGACUCUGGACAAUCAGUGUCUGGUCAACGGGAGUCCACAGAUUCCAGGUCCAGGGGAAGACAGGGAGUAGGCAGUAGACAAGAACAAGACUCUUCCAGACAUGGACGGUCUGGGCAAAGCCAGUCCUCUGACUCUAGGUCAAGGGAAAGAGAGGAAUCAGGCAGGAGGCAAGAACGUGACUCUUCUAGGCAUGGAGUGUCUGGUCAAAGACAAUCCACGGAUUCUAGCUCAAGGCAAAGAUCGGGAACUAGUAGACAAGACCAUGACUCUAGACAAUCAGUGUCUGGUCAUCGAGAGUCCACAGAUUCUAGGUCAAGAGGAAGACAGGGAGUAGGCAGCAGACAAGAACAGGAUGCUUCCAGACAUGGAAGGUCUGGACAAAGCCAGUCUUCUGACUCUAGGUCAAGGGAAAGAGAGGAAUCAGGCAGGAGGCAAGAACGUGACUCUUCUAGGCAGGGAGUGUCUGGUCAAAGACAAUCCACGGAUUCUAGCUCAAGGCAAAGAUCGGGAACUAGUAGACAAGACCAUGACUCUAGACAAUCAGUGUCUGGUCAACGGGAGUCCACAGAUUCCAGGACCAGGGGAAGACAGCGAGUAGGCAGCAGACAGGAACAGGACUCUUCCAGACAUGGACGGUCUGGGCAAAGCCAGUCCUCUGACUCUAGAUCAAGGGAAAGAGAGGAAUCAGGCAGGAGGCAAGAACGUGACUCUUCUAGGCAGGGAGUGUCUGGUCAAAGACAAUCCACGGAUUCUAGCUCAAGGCAAAGAUCGGGAACUAGUAGACAAGACCAUGACUCUAGACAAUCAGUGUCUGGUCAUCGAGAGUCCACAGAUUCUAGGUCAAGAGGAAGACAGGGAGUAGGCAGCAGACAAGAACAGGAUGCUUCCAGACAUGGAAGGUCUGGACAAAGCCAGUCUUCUGACUCUAGGUCAAGGGAAAGAGAGGAAUCAGGCAGGAGGCAAGAACGUGACUCUUCUAGGCAGGGAGUGUCUGGUCAAAGGCAAUCCACGGAUUCUAGCUCAAGGCAAAGAGAAGGAAGGGGCAGACAGGAACAAGACUCUGGACACUCAGUGUCUGGUCAACGGGAGUCCACAGAUUCCAGGUCCAGGGGAAGACAGGGAGUAGGCAGCAGACAAGAACAGGACUCUUCCAGACAUGGACGGUCUGGGCAAAGCCAGUCCUCUGACUCUAGAUCAAGGGAAAGAGGGGAAUCAGGCAGGAGGCAAGAACGUGACUCUUCUAGGCAGGGAGUUUCUGGUCAAAGACAAUCCACGGGUUCUAGCUCAAGGCAAAGAGAAGGAAGGGGCAGACAGGAACAAGACUCUGGACAAUCAGUGUCUGGUCAACGGGAGUCCACAGAUUCCAGGUCCAGGGGAAGACAGGGAGUAGGCAGCAGACAAGAACAGGACUCUUCCAGACAUGGACGGUCUGGGCAAAGCCAGUCCUCUGACUCUAGAUCAAGGGAAAGAGGGGAAUCAGGCAGGAGGCAAGAACGUGACUCUUCUAGGCAGGGAGAUUCUGGUCAAAGACAAUCCACGGGUUCUAGCUCAAGGCAAAGAGAAGGAAGGGGCAGACAGGAACAAGACUCUGGACAAUCAGUGUCUGGUCAACGGGAGUCCACAGAUUCCAGGUCCAGGGGAAGACAGGGAGUAGGCAGUAGACAAGAACAAGACUCUUCCAGACAUGGACGGUCUGGGCAAAGCCAGUCCUCUGACUCUAGGUCAAGGGAAAGAGAGGAAUCAGGCAGGAGGCAAGAACGUGACUCUUCUAGGCAUGGAGUGUCUGGUCAAAGACAAUCCACGGAUUCUAGCUCAAGGCAAAGAUCGGGAACUAGUAGACAAGACCAUGACUCUAGACAAUCAGUGUCUGGUCAUCGAGAGUCCACAGAUUCUAGGUCAAGAGGAAGACAGGGAGUAGGCAGCAGACAAGAACAGGAUGCUUCCAGACAUGGAAGGUCUGGACAAAGCCAGUCUUCUGACUCUAGGUCAAGGGAAAGAGAGGAAUCAGGCAGGAGGCAAGAACGUGACUCUUCUAGGCAGGGAGUGUCUGGUCAAAGGCAAUCCACGGAUUCUAGCUCAAGGCAAAGAGAAGGAAGGGGCAGACAGGAACAAGACUCUGGACACUCAGUGUCUGGUCAACGGGAGUCCACAGAUUCCAGGUCCAGGGGAAGACAGGGAGUAGGCAGCAGACAAGAACAGGACUCUUCCAGACAUGGACGGUCUGGGCAAAGCCAGUCCUCUGACUCUAGAUCAAGGGAAAGAGGGGAAUCAGGCAGGAGGCAAGAACGUGACUCUUCUAGGCAGGGAGUUUCUGGUCAAAGUCAAUCCACGGAUUCUAGCUCAAGGCAAAGAGAAGGAAGGAGCAGACAGGAACAAGACUCUGGACAAUCAGUGUCUGGUCAACGGGAGUCCACAGAUUCCAGGUCCAGGGGAAGACAGGGAGUAGGCAGCAGACAAGAACAGGACUCUUCCAGACAUGGACGGUCUGGGCAAAGCCAGUCCUCUGACUCUAGAUCAAGGGAAAGAGGGGAAUCAGGCAGGAGGCAAGAACGUGACUCUUCUAGGCAGGGAGUUUCUGGUCAAAGACAAUCCACGGGUUCUAGCUCAAGGCAAAGAGAAGGAAGGGGCAGACAGGAACAAGACUCUGGACAAUCAGUGUCUGGUCAACGGGAGUCCACAGAUUCCAGGUCCAGGGGAAGACAGGGAGUAGGCAGUAGACAAGAACAAGACUCUUCCAGACAUGGACGGUCUGGGCAAAGCCAGUCCUCUGACUCUAGGUCAAGGGAAAGAGAGGAAUCAGGCAGGAGGCAAGAACGUGACUCUUCUAGGCAUGGAGUGUCUGGUCAAAGACAAUCCACGGAUUCUAGCUCAAGGCAAAGAUCGGGAACUAGUAGACAAGACCAUGACUCUAGACAAUCAGUGUCUGGUCAUCGAGAGUCCACAGAUUCUAGGUCAAGAGGAAGACAGGGAGUAGGCAGCAGACAAGAACAGGAUGCUUCCAGACAUGGAAGGUCUGGACAAAGCCAGUCUUCUGACUCUAGGUCAAGGGAAAGAGAGGAAUCAGGCAGGAGGCAAGAACGUGACUCUUCUAGGCAGGGAGUGUCUGGUCAAAGACAAUCCACGGAUUCUAGCUCAAGGCAAAGAUCGGGAACUAGUAGACAAGACCAUGACUCUAGACAAUCAGUGUCUGGUCAACGGGAGUCCACAGAUUCCAGGACCAGGGGAAGACAGCGAGUAGGCAGCAGACAGGAACAGGACUCUUCCAGACAUGGACGGUCUGGGCAAAGCCAGUCCUCUGACUCUAGAUCAAGGGAAAGAGAGGAAUCAGGCAGGAGGCAAGAACGUGACUCUUCUAGGCAGGGAGUGUCUGGUCAAAGACAAUCCACGGAUUCUAGCUCAAGGCAAAGAUCGGGAACUAGUAGACAAGACCAUGACUCUAGACAAUCAGUGUCUGGUCAUCGAGAGUCCACAGAUUCUAGGUCAAGAGGAAGACAGGGAGUAGGCAGCAGACAAGAACAGGAUGCUUCCAGACAUGGAAGGUCUGGACAAAGCCAGUCUUCUGACUCUAGGUCAAGGGAAAGAGAGGAAUCAGGCAGGAGGCAAGAACGUGACUCUUCUAGGCAGGGAGUGUCUGGUCAAAGACAAUCCACGGAUUCUAGCUCAAGGCGAAGAGAAGGAAGGGGAAGACAGGAACAAGACUCUGGGCACUCAGUGUCUGGUCAACGGGAGUCCACAGAUUCCAGGUCCAGGGGAAGACAGGGAGUAGGCAGCAGACAAGAACAGGACUCUUCCAGACAUGGACGGUCUGGGCAAAGCCAGUCCUCUGACUCUAGGUCAAGGGAAAGAGAGGAAUCAGGCAGGAGGCAAGAACGUGACUCUUCUAGGCAGGGAGUGUCUGGUCAAAGGCAAUCCACGGAUUCUAGCUCAAGGCGAAGAGAAGGAAGGGGAAGACAGGAACAAGACUCUGGACACUCUGUGUCUGGUCAACGGGAGUCCACAGAUUCCAGGUCCAGGGGAAGACAGGGAGUAGGCAGUAGACAAGAACAAGACUCUUCCAGACAUGGACGGUCUGGGCAAAGCCAGUCCUCUGACUCUAGGUCAAGGGAAAGAGAGGAAUCAGGCAGGAGGCAAGAACGUGACUCUUCUAGGCAGGGAGUGUCUGGUCAAAGACAAUCCACGGAUUCUAGCUCAAGGCAAAGAUCGGGAACUAGUAGACAAGACCAUGACUCUAGACAAUCAGUGUCUGGUCAUCGAGAGUCCACAGAUUCUAGGUCAAGAGGAAGACAGGGAGUAGGCAGCAGACAAGAACAGGAUGCUUCCAGACAUGGACGGUCUGGGCAAAGCCAGUCCUCUGAUUCUAGGUCAAGCGAAAGAGAGGAAUCAGGCAGGAGGCAAGAACAUGACUCUUCUAGGCAUGGAGUGUCUGGUCAAAGACAAUCCACGGAUUCUAGCUCAAGGCAAAGAGAAGGAAGGGGAAGACAGCAACAAGACUCUGGAUACUCAACCUCUCAUCAUACCCAAUCACAGCAUAGUACAAUAAAGAACCCAUCCAGUGGUAGUUCCAGAGUCUCUGAUUCUUCUGUUAGUCAUUCUGUUAGUAGAAGGCUGCAAAGACAUGCUUCAGGUUCCCGAUGGAAACAUGGUAGCUAUGGCAGUGGACAAUAUGAUUAUGGCCAAACUGGCUUUGGACAUUCUGGGGCUAAUCAUGUGACUCUCAAUCUGUUUCCUGUGCAUGGAUAUUCAUCCUUAACAUUUGAUUAUACUGAUUCUGAUAACAGUACAGGAAAUCUUGUUUCCUCCAUGAAUCAUGAUGAACAAUGUGUUAACAGAUCUUAUUCUAUGCCCAGAUGUCAAAUUUCAAGCUCUGAUUACUCUAGUGAAGAGGAAGCAAUAUCAGAGAAUAGAAAAUCAGUGUCCUCUCCUAAAGAGUCCAAGUCUGUUCAUGGAAUGUCAACAUCCAGCCACAGACCAUCAGAAUUCCGAACAAGGAUAGAAAUAAGAGGAUCCAGCCCUGGGCAAUCUGGAAAUAGGCUAACAAGAAUUCCACAAAGACAAGAAUCAAGUCAAUACCAAUCAGAAGAUGAUCCUACUGAGACUAGAAGAAGUUCAGAAUACAGUCAGAGCCAAUCAGCGACAAUCCCUGAUCAGUCAGGUAAAUCUCGGAAUCACUCUAGGUCCAGAACAAGUAGAAGGCAUGGAUCUAGUCCUGCCCAAUCCAAUGAUAGCCCUAGGCAUUCAGGUUCCAGGCAUAGACAAACAAGUCAUGAGCAAUACAGUGAUAGAUCUGGCCAUUCUGAAUCUGGGUAUGAUAACACAGGAUAUACCACACACAAUAAUCACAGAUCCAAUUCAAACCAAUCUGCUGAUAGCUCAGACCAGGCAGGAACAAGAGAACUUGGGCGUAGGAAUCCAUCAGGUAGUAGAAUUACAAAGGAGAUUAUGAGAAACCAGUCAGAAACUAACUCCAGUGUUCCAAGAGACAGUGAGAGGCACAGACAAGAUAUUGUUGGUUCUCAGAGAUCAGAAGUCAUUGAUAUAAGGGAGAGAACCUACUCAGGCUCCUACUAUCCUUGUAGUAUCACUCCUCUCUAUGAGUACAUUCAGGAGCAAAGAUAUAAUUACUAUUACUGAAUAGCCAUCAAAAAACUAAAUGAAAUAUUAAGAAUAUAUGUGAACGAAGAAAUGAAAAGUCUCAACUAUACUAUUCUUCAGGAUGCUUAUUUCUAGGAACAGGGCUGUGUUUUCCUUUCUUUUCAACAAAAUUUUUCUGCUUCUUUGGUUUGGUAUGUUAGAUAUUUAUGAGGGUGCCACUGAAAUGAUAUAGUGUAUUUUAGUUCUUAGUGGUGAAUAAAAGAAUAAAAUUUGGGUGGCAAUAUUCAAUAUUAUUCAGAAGUUUAAUGUACUAAUUAAAUUCAACUCUCAAAUAAGAUUACAUUUUUGAAGUUUUUUCUUAACAUUUAACUGACUACUACAAAUGUGGAUCAUUACUCUCCAAGAAGUAACAAAAUCUGUCUCACCUACCUGUUGUCAAAGAUAAAGCUACAAUUCAGCAUCAGGUGCCAUAUUUAGAACCAUACAAUGAAGAAAGGAAAAGGAAACUAAGGACAGGGAUAGAACUUCAGCAAUUUCUUUGGAUCAUAUAUCAUCCAAAUACAAUUCCUGUAUCAUUUUUAAUAAGCAAACUGAAAAUUAAUAUGAAAAACUGGUACUGUCUCCGUUUAUUUUUAGACCUGAGUCUUUGAUGAAUGAGGACUGAGCCAUUUUUUUGUCCAAUGUUCCAAAAUCUAAACUCUAAUUUGAACUUAAAAAUAAAGAUACUGUUCUGUAAUCUGUUCUAAGCUUAGGGGAUUGGGAAUGUGGGGGGUUGUAGACUUCAAUUGUGAAUUCUGCAGAAUACCAUUUUUCUUUCUAAGUAAAAAAUAAAAUGCAAUUAAAAGGGGAGGGUGAAUAUAUUUGUUACUGCUAUGUGACCUAUAAUUGAUUGUAACAUGCUUGAGAUUAUUGGUUUUUCAGGGACAUUUGAUUCCAAAAUUAUAUUUAAUGAAAAUAAACAAUUGGUGAUCAAAA